UUCUCUUCUCACAUCUUCACGGGGUCGGCACAUUCCUUGCUGUCAGUGAUCCUUUGGGUGCCCCAUGUCCACGCGGUGUGGGCCUGUGUGCGGUCCUGCCCUGCCAACUGUGUGUGCACCCAGGAACGGAGCUGCUCUGUCCUCUGUGACCGUGCUGGCCUGGGGCAGAUCCCCAGUGAAUUCCCCUGCGAAGCCUCCUCUAUUAACUUGGACAAAAACAGCAUCAAAUUCCUCUCUGAGAGGGCCUUCGGUACUUUGCCUUCCCUUAAAUCCCUGUCCCUCAACCACAACAAUAUCUCCUUCAUCACUCCGGGGGCUUUCAAAGGGCUGCCCAGCCUGACAGAGCUGAAGAUGGCCCACAACGAGUACAUCCGCUACCUGCACACACGGACAUUCACUGCUCUCAGGCGGCUGGUCAAAUUGGACCUGGCGGACUGCAACCUCUUCAAUAUCCCAGACAGGAUCUUCAUUGAGCUGCCCUCUCUGCAGGAGCUUUUCUGCUUCCAGAACAACUUCCGAAGGAUCCCAGGUGCCAUUAGGGGUAUGGAGAAUCUGACCCAUGUCUACCUGGAGAGAAACAGGAUCGAAGCGGUAGCCUACAACUCCCUGCAGGGGCUGACCAAGCUAAAAUACCUGAAUCUGCAAGACAACAGGAUAAACGUUGUUCAUGAGCGAGCUUUUCAGGGCUGCCGAAAGAUGGAGUACCUGUACCUGAAUGACAAUUUGAUCAGCGAGCUUCCAGAAAAUUCCUUUGAUGGCCUGAGGUGCCUGAAAAUGCUCAACCUAGGGGGGAAUUUCCUCAGGAAUGUUUCCAACACUUGGUUCAGGGACCUGGUGGAGCUGGAGGUCCUCUAUCUGGACCGCAACAGGAUCAACUACAUUGAGGAGGGGGCUUUCGAGAACCUCACCAGCCUGGUCUCCUUGCACUUGAACAGCAACAACCUGACGACCCUGCCCUUCUCUGUCUUCCAGCCUGUGUACUUCCUGGGACGGCUGUACCUCUUCCGCAACCCCUGGGAGUGUGACUGCCGCAUUGAAUGGCUGAAGGAGUGGAUGGAGAACUACAGACUUGUCAGGGACAUUCCCUGUGCCUCCCCAUCCUCUGUAGCUGGGAUUGACCUAAUGGAUGUGCUCUAUGAUAGAUCACCAGAAGGUUACUGUCUUGACCCCGUGGAGCUAAAUGUCACAUCUGACAGUCCGACUCCUAGCAGCGAGCCUUUCUCUACCACAGAGAGCAAGUUCAACAGCCUUAUUUCUAAACUCUUGCUUCAGAUGGGCCUUCCUGAAGAGGUGGCAAACACUACUGAAGUCUUCAGUAACGCUACACAACUGGAUGGACUCACUGAUGGGGUUACUUCUGGCACAAGGGAAGACAGCAGCAAAGCCAUCUCCUUCUCUUUCCACCUCUCAGCACUUCUUACAGUGGUUAUUUUCCAGAGCAAGUAGUGCAAAGGCUGCCUGAAGCAUGCGUCCUGCUGGAGCAUUUAGUCUUUGUUCCUUCCUUGCACUGCCCAGGGUUGCUACAAAACUUUGCUGGCCCUUUUAAACAGGAGGAUGGUACUUGGGGAGGGUCUGGGGUGAGCAUGGCGUUUUGGGUGUGAUGUCAGAUAAGGAUUUUGUUCUUCUUCUCCCUGCUAUCCUGAGACAUCUGCAGGAAAAACAGAGACACACAUUUUUGUCAAAAAUCUUCUCCAAGGAAAAGCUUUCAACACAACAGUUCACUCCUCAAUGUCUGUUUCAAAUGCUCGAUUCAUUUUUCAAUGAAUAUAUUGUUUCAAGGAAUAUGCUGUUUUUAUUUAUAGGUUAUUUCAUGUCCUGAUAGCAGGAGUGGAAUAUGGCAAUGACAAAUGUAGACAGGCUGUACUGUUUUGUAUUUCUAUCAGUCAUUAAUAUUUAUCACACAAUACUUAACAUACAUAACUUAUCAUAUUGUGGUAUACAUGUUCAUAUAAAAUGAUAGGACAUAUAUAAUCCCUUAUUAGUACUAAAAUGUCA
Molecule: messenger RNA, 1995 nt
Organism: Phasianus colchicus (ring-necked pheasant)
Lineage: Eukaryota; Metazoa; Chordata; Aves; Galliformes; Phasianidae
Gene: NYX
Product: nyctalopin
Cellular component (GO): plasma membrane
Molecular function (GO): protein binding
Source: RefSeq, a predicted model, not a curated record